This is a messenger RNA of Fusarium venenatum, 1959 nucleotides long. Its product is annotated as fungal-specific transcription factor domain-containing protein. The record is from RefSeq and is a predicted model, not a curated record. Gene Ontology annotation, molecular function: transcription cis-regulatory region binding; zinc ion binding; DNA-binding transcription factor activity, RNA polymerase II-specific. Gene Ontology annotation, cellular component: nucleus. Gene Ontology annotation, biological process: positive regulation of transcription by RNA polymerase II. NCBI's taxonomy places the organism in Eukaryota, Fungi, Ascomycota, Sordariomycetes, Hypocreales, Nectriaceae.
AUGUUGCUGUAUACUAGACUUGCACCCCCGAAGGUCCCCAAGAAGCGUUCGCGCGCAGGAUGUAGCUAUUGCAAGGAAAAGAAAAAGAAGUGUGACGAAAUCCGACCUGCAUGCGCUCGAUGCUUGGAACGUGGCCAGGAGUGCAUGUAUGAGCCUGUCCGACCUCGCCAGAGGCGCAAGCGUGACUCGACUGUUCCUUGCUCGCCAUUCGAUACCAAUUCUUCCUCCGGCUCAGACAGGGCGGCUCAGGCUUUAGAUGCCCAAAUCUCAUCAGAAUGGAACGACGAUGCGAACGACAAAUCAGCCGACGAAGACUCCGACGAAGCUCUCCCCAGCACAGGGGCACCAACACUUAACACAUCUCUCGUCAACCGGACUACAAACAAACCUAGAGUCAACUCCUUCGACUGGAGCCCUACAGACCUCCCGUUGAUUUCUCCUCUUGAUUCGGUGGAGUUUCAGCUGCCGCCAUUCGAUGAACCAAAGUUCGUUGUGCAACAUCUUGAGAACCAGGAGGAGGAGGAUGUUGAAGAGAUCAUCCGCCGGGAGUCGAUCAGCAUCAACAUUCCCACAACGACUUAUGCUGGGACGUAUGCGCCUGCAUAUGCGACUCCUUCGCCUUCUCUUGCUAUGAUUGCGCCCGUCCCAACACCAUCUCCUCGACUCGAGUUCUGCUCCCCGAUGUUUUCAGAGUUCUCUGAGCGCACCAACCGACGCGCCCUUGUGGAUCAUUUCUGCAACGUUCUAUCUCAUCUUAUCGUAUUCCGUGAAGAGAGUGGAAACCCAUUCCAGCAACUCGUUCUUCCCCUGUGCCACGAGAGUCAGCCUGUUUCCAACGCUGUUUAUGCUCUCGCAAGUGCUCAUCUCGAAUACCGUGGAGUUGAGAACGCCGAGAAGAGUGUUUACUUCCAUAACAAAGCAAUCCAAGGUCUUGCACGGUUAAUUCAGAAGGGAGCAGGCGCAAAUCGUAAUGAACUACUGGCUGCCAUUAUGCUUCUGGUGUAUUACGAAGUGUUAGUUCAAAAAGGUCGGUCUAACAUUGUCGAUGGUCAUCUCAAGGGUGCAAUGACUAUCAUGAGCAACAACGGGACUGCCACCGACCCGACGGGCGUCUUUUUGGAGCGUGCAUUCCGCUUCUAUGAUGUGAUCGCAGCGCUGUCUUUUGGUACUGCUCCUCUUUCUAGUGCUCCAGGCACCAACUACCUGGCACCAUUUCCUCCCCUCGACUCUGGUGGUGCGACAUCUCCGCUCAAUAGUGUUGAUACUCUGCUUGGCAUGGCAACUUCUCUAUGGCCCAUAAUUCACCGGCUCUCUAACCUUUUAGCCUUGAAAGACCAGCUUGACGUUGCAGUUGCGAACGAAGAGGUUUCCAAGGUGGCAGUCCUCAGAACGGAAUUUGAAACCUCGGCAACAGCCAUCGAAGCCGCUCUGGAGGAUUGGCACCCUGUGCUCCCUGAAAACUCGAUCCUGAACCAGAAUCCCGAGGAACUGAGCCCUGAACAAUCGACUGAAAGGAGCCGACUCCAAAGUAUUCUGAGUAACGCCUUGUCCUACCGCCAUUCUGCAUUCGUCUAUCUUUACCGCACCAUUUAUAGCUACCCACGCCGACACCCACUUGUACAACGUCACGCGCACAUCAGUCUUACUCAUUGUGUUGGAACUGUCAGCAAUACAGGUCCUAUGAGCGCCCUUCUCUGGCCAUUAUUUGUUGCGGCUUGCGAGGCCACUACACUUUCUGACCGUGACUUGGCACGCCAGACAUUCAUCGCCAUCAAUCGCCGGCAAGGCAUGACAAAUAUCGACCGUGCAUGGACUAUUGUUCAAGAAGUUUGGAGACGGGCCGACAAGACUGACAUGAUGCAACAACAAGAGGAGGCAAUGACGAUGGGUGUCAGAAGUGGAGGUGAUCUCUGGCGAAGAGUCAGUGCAGAUAUGGGUGUGACUAUCGUUUUCGGGUAA